Messenger RNA from Camelina sativa (false flax), 1428 nucleotides. RefSeq lists its product as uncharacterized. NCBI's taxonomy places the organism in Eukaryota, Viridiplantae, Streptophyta, Magnoliopsida, Brassicales, Brassicaceae. The record is from RefSeq and is a predicted model, not a curated record.
ACAAAAACAAUUUAAUUAAUGACACACACAUACACACAAGAAAGAAAGCAAAAAGGAAAAGAAAAAAAAAAGAUUAUUAUGUUCCUUAUUAUAAAUUAGAGGAAAAUAUAUACAUGAUUCCAUCCAUAGCUUAUUAGCUUUGUUGUAUGCAAGGUUCUCUUCUCUCUUUCCCAUUAGACUUCAUCUCUUUCUUCAGAUCUCUCUCUCUGUUUGCUUCUUCUGCUUCUGCUUCUGGCUCACGUACGUAGGGAGCUUCAAGCUUUCGAACGAUCUCUCUGCUAUAGCUCUUUUCACCUUUCAGCCAGACAAGAUGAUGAACAGCUGUGGAGUCCAACAACAAAACGCCUUUGAAGAGAUGAGGAGAAACGCCGUCUUUUCUUCUGAUCGCCGUGACGCCGUGAUUUGUCCUAAACCUCGUCGCCUCGGUGUUCUCUCUUCUCGAUCUCUCCGUUGGCAACUCAAUCAUCAGAUGGAGUUAUGUGAAUCGAAUUCAAGAAGCGAGAUUUUGGAUUUCAUCCUCGCUAAUAAGGGUAGUGGUGGUGGUGGUGGGGAGCAAGAGGCGUCUCCUCCUUUGUUCUUCACAGGGUCACCUCCAAGUAGAGUUUCUAACCCAUUAACAAAAGACUCACUUUUUCGACAAGAGCUUCUCGUGGUGGCUCCUCCUACUCCAUCGACUCCUCGUGGUGCUACCAAACCGCAGCCUCCGUCUUCACCAAGGAACGGGAGUUGCGUUAGGGCUGCGGCGACCAGCUUCGGGAUUGAUCCCGUCGUUCGUGUCGUUGGAUUCGAUUGUGACAGGCGCAGCAGCAACCACCGUAGCGUUUCGACUCUUGCUUAAGACCAGUCCCCAACAUGCACAUAUUUAUAUAUAACAACAACAACAACAACAACAACAACAGAGAAGGCUUUAAAAAAAGGAGAAGGUUUAGGAAUUGAUUAUGAAUAUUAUUAUUAUUAUUAUUAUUAUUAUUAUGGGAGUGGUUUUGUUGGUUAAAAAUGUGUAUAUAUGUUGAAAGAACAAAAAAAAAUGUGGGGAGAGGGAUUAUUAUAAAAAAAAAUUAGGGGUUUUGGGUGUCCAUUUUCUUAAAGAUUUUGUAAUUAAAAAAGGGGGAAGAGAAGAGAGUGGUUUAAUUUGGUGUCGUUUAGUGGAAAAUAAGAGCUUAAUUAGUGUUUCUUCCAUUGUAACAAAUAGGAAAAGCUCGAAAGAGUUUUGAAAUGUGAAGAUAUCAUUUCUACCCUUUUUUAUGCUUUUUGUAUCUUUGUCUCUUUUUGCACUGAUGUAAAUUUCAAAGGAGUUGAUCCUUUUUUUUUUUUUUGGAGAGUAUCUCUAUUUGUUCUUGUUUUGUGACAAAACAUUAGUGACGAUGACUUGUAUAUUAUCGUUUUUUCACACGUUCUUAGUGUUUUAAUGUAUGUGUUACAUUAGUA